This is a messenger RNA of Megalobrama amblycephala (Wuchang bream), 3623 nucleotides long. RefSeq names its product nudix (nucleoside diphosphate linked moiety X)-type motif 4a (gene nudt4a). Gene Ontology annotation, biological process: diphosphoinositol polyphosphate metabolic process; diadenosine pentaphosphate catabolic process; diadenosine hexaphosphate catabolic process. The record is from RefSeq and is a predicted model, not a curated record. Gene Ontology annotation, cellular component: nucleus; cytoplasm. Gene Ontology annotation, molecular function: bis(5'-adenosyl)-pentaphosphatase activity; endopolyphosphatase activity; diphosphoinositol-polyphosphate diphosphatase activity. The transcript is spliced from 5 exons. NCBI's taxonomy places the organism in Eukaryota, Metazoa, Chordata, Actinopteri, Cypriniformes, Xenocyprididae. Bases 1215 to 1607 code for a protein of 130 amino acids.
UCAUUGUUCAUGUUAACUAAUGUUAACAAAUGGAGCUUUAUUUUAACGUGUGACAACUUAAGCAGCUAUCCAAGUGGUGACUAGUACUUAUUCCACUGCCAUUGAGUUUUAUAUCUGUCUAUGGUCCGGAUAUCAACUAUUACCUUCCGACUAGUAUGUAUAACAGAUGCAGCAGUUAUCUAAUCCAAUUUUACCAGUAACUAUUUAAUAGCUAGGCUACUAGUACUUAUUUAUAGUUACUAGUAUCCAAAUAGUAAGUGUUUCAGCUUUAUUAGAUACCUGUAGCUGUUACUAGUGCCCUUUCCCCCCCUUUUUUUUUCCUUUAAAAAAAAAAAAAAAAAAUUCAUUAGUUAAAGUUGUAUUUUUUUUUUUUUUUAUACUUGUCAUAUGUUGUGACCAUAUCGGUAUCUACCGAUAUAUAUGUUCAUUUCUAAUGUUAUUGUUAUCGGCCCAAUUAGAACAUUUGGCUGAUAUAUUAAAGCCAAUAAAUAAUGGAUUAUUUCCUUCUCCUUCAGCUGAGACACUUCAGCAGCACACUGUUCAUAAUGAUGGUUUUGAAUUGCUUGAAAUAUGAUUGAAAUCAUUUCAAAAAGGAAAAUACAGUUAAGUGCAACGUGCAGUGCAGAUCUGUCAUAUAGGCUACAUAAAAUUAUAACGAGAACAUCAUAAUUGUGUGCUUGAGACAUGAUUUUUAUUGGUGAAACUUUUGUCUUUGUAAUCAGGCUCUCGGCUUUCAAAUAUAAAGAAUUAUCGGUAAUCGAUAUCGGCCAAAAUUUUCAUAUCGGUGCAUCCCUAGUGAUGACUUAUCAGGAUGGCUAUAAUAGUUCAACUAAAUUUUACUAGUAACAUGAAAAAUGAAUUCUGGUGUCUAUUUAAAUUGUACCACAAAAACAGGAAUAUUAUUUAAUAACUAACUGAAUUUGAAUAGUUAAAAGUAUCUAAAUAAUAUUACAAAUAAAGAUAACACUUUACAAUAAGCUUCCAUUUGUUAACAUUAUUAACUCACUCACCGAGCACUAAUUCAUGAUUCAUGUCUAGAAAUAUAUGACUGUGCAUGGAGGACUGAUGGCAGGUGUUAUAAAUGUAAUCAAUGAGAUCAGCACACUAAAAGUCAGCAGUGAGCUUUACUCCAGAGUAACAACAGCUAUCCACAACAGGUUUUGCUCGUUAGCAGCAGUCGACACCCAGAUCAAUGGAUCGUUCCAGGAGGAGGGAUGGAGCCAGAAGAGGAGCCUGGAGGAGCUGCGGUUCGAGAGGUCUAUGAGGAGGCUGGUGUGAGGGGCACCCUUGGCAGGCUUCUGGGGGUGUUUGAGCAGAACCAGGACAGCAAGCAUCGGACAUAUGUGUAUGUGCUUACUGUUACAGAGACACUGGAAGACUGGGAGGACUCGGUCAAUAUUGGUCGGAAGCGGAAAUGGUUCAAGAUCGACGAGGCGAUCCGGGUGCUACAGUGCCACAAACCAGUCCAUGCAGAGUAUCUCCGCAAACUCACUCCUCGCUGCGGCCCCACAAACGGCAAUGCUCAGGAGCCGGCGAACACGGAUGACAACGCCCCCCUCCGCCAGACAGCCUCACAGGACUGUGGACUGGCCCAUUUGCACAGAUAGAACUGCCACCAGAGGGCAACGAUGCAAGGGAAACUAUCCUUGGACUGGAAAAGACAGUUUUGCAUGUAUAAUUUCAAUGUUUACUAUUUGAAACUUUUUUUAAGUGUAGAAACCAAAGGCUUGUCGUGAAAUGCCUGCAAGUUUCCGGGUCAAUAAGAACAAGGAGAGCUAUUUUGAUAAUUUUUCAUUUGUCAACGUGCAUUUCAAGCCAAAUAAGGUAAAGUUAUUUGAAGAAGCGUGACGUCAAGUAUUAAGCGCAGAUUAAUGGAGACGCGUGCCGUGAUGGACAUUUUAGAAAUAUUAUUUUAGGUGGAGGAAGACAAUGAUGGAUGUGAAAUGGUUUGAUUGUUGUUAAGAAAGGAUAACUGGAAUGGGCCUUUUGAAAUGCUGUCUAUUUAUGUCUAAUAGAUAACUAGGCAUAUUUGUUAGGUAUUGGUUAAAAUUCUUGAUAAAGUACCAAAUAGGGGGAAAAAAAAUUAUAAUAAUGAAUUAUAGAAUACGUAAAUAGUCUAAAAGAGGAUUUGGGCUACUUUUGAUUAUAUUAUAUGCCUUCAUCACAGAUAUCUACCUGUAAUAUAGGUUUAACAUGCUGUGAAGUUGAAGGUCUUUUCACAGUUUGGUCUUAAAUGUGAAUUUGCCACAUUAAGCGGUACAAUCUGAUUACCUUUCUUUCUCUUUGCACAUAAAGGUUUAAUUUUCCAUCUCCUGUAAUUACUUCUGAGCCACUGUCUCUUUAAGACAUAAUGGCAUAAAAUGUGAGCAAAAAAAAUGCAUCUGGUAUCAUUGGUCCAUGAAAGACAAUGUAAUGUUAUGCUGUUUAUACUGCCUGAAGCGAUAUUCUGAAUAUUUCAGAAAAAAAAAAGGCAAAACACCUAAUGUAAACCCUAAUAUAUCUUGUCAAACCAGUGUUUUCUAAGGUCCGCAGAAAUGCAAUAUACAUGUAUUUUGAUUAUAGUAAUAAUUCAUACAUCAAUAACUCAAUCUUGGAAAUAGCUAAGGAGGAAUUUUAUUUAAUUGUGCAUAUGUUUUUCCUUUGGGGCCUUUAUGUUCUUCCUUUAUGUUUUUUUUUUUUUUUUUUUUUUGUCAGUGGAAUUUUUAUGCAGAAUUCACUGAACUGGAUGGAAUAUGUGGCCAAACUGUUUUAUUAAGACUGUAAAUGGUAAACAAGCAUACUUAUCUUUCUUCAGAGGGAAGAUUGCAUGUUAGGUUGUAAAUAUGUUUUAAUAUUAAAAAUGUCAGCUUCUGCCUAAGUAGUUUAUUUAGUAUUUUGAGUCCCACAGAUUGUUUUAGACAUUUAAAGUUAAAUUAUUGCACUGCAAAAAACACAGGCACCUCAGCUCUUUACCUGUUUAUCAGUGAGGCUCAAUAAACACUGUUUAAUAUGUAAAAGAUUACGGUGUUAAAAUGUCCACAAUGUGAUUGUGAUUUGACAGAAAUUAUUAUUAUUUUUUUUUUUUUUUUUUUGCCUGUCUUUGGAAAUCAGAAAUACCUUGAAAACUUUCAAACAAAAUAAACUCAUCUCUGUGUUCCAAACCCAUGAUGAACUCUGCAAAAAACAUCCAGUUGGGAUGUUAAAUGUGAUUUGUAAUCGCUUAUCUGUAUGUAUAUGCAUAUACACAAACAUGUCUAAAAGAGGAAUUUGGCAGGAUAACAUGUAAUCAGGUAAGGACUUUGUGGUAAGUCCUCUAUUGGAGGCAUUUAGGUGAAUGCAGGUAAAGCGGGCCAUUUAAGCUUGAUUGUGCUGUGCUCAAUGGGUUUAAACUUUCAAAGCAACACUAUUUCUUUAAAUGAUAAAAUAAUUUUGGUUGAUACAAUAUGACAGUAGGGGGGCGUGGCCACAGUUCAAUGGAGGACUCCCUCAAGGUGAAAGGUAGAAAAACCUUUAACAAGAUUUUCAUUUCUAACUUAUAAAGUUGCUCACUGAAUGUAAACAAAUAUUAUUGCGACAGUUCCCACUUUGUUUGUUUGCUACAGUUAAUGAGGAAUAAAAUGAAAAGAAUAAAAUGUUUAAAAAUG